AUGGCUGAUGCCGGAGCCUCCCAGACACACGGCCCAGGGUCCUCCCAACAGCCUCCAAUGACGCCCGCCGCACCUCAGAUUCCCGCUCCAGCAACACCUGGACAGGUUCCCCUCAUGAAUGCACCCGCGCCUCUCCUUCGUCCUGCCCUGCCCGGCAGUCGCCCCGGCGGCUCUCGAACCCCGCGACUCGGCCUCGCCAUCCCGCCCUCCCCCAGCGUCAAACCUGUCUCUCAAGGUGGUCAACCGGCUCCCAACCGACCACCCCUUCCAACCAUGAAUCUCGCUACACCCAUGGGCAGCUACGUUACACCCUACGAACAAACCCCGAGGUCCAACAACUGCGCUCAGCCUGGACAAUCUGCAGGUGCCGGCAGCGAAAGUAGUGCCGCUCACUCGAGGUCCGGUAGCUUUGGUCCACUAGAUGGCAGGAACAGCAACCCUACGUCUGCCGGUUCUCAGUUCUCCGCCCUCUCCUUUGCGUCGCAGCUAUCACAGUUUGGUAUUCCUGUUGGCCGUGCCCAGGGUACUCCCGAUCCCAUCUCCGCAGUCGGCUCCAUGUACUCGGAAAGAAGCGAAGGCGGCGCCAACAUGGAGAGAGAAGGCAGUUUGCAAGGCCUUGAGGCUUUCGAUAAACUCAGCCUCGAGAAGGCUAGGGCUGCAGACGUCGAAGAUCUCGAUGACGAAGGCUGGAGAAUCGCCAGCAUGGAAAGACGCAUAGUCGAAAUUGGAAAUCUCGGUGAAGGUGCCGGCGGCGCAGUCACGAGGUGCAUGCUGAAGGGCGGUAAAACCGUGUUCGCUCUAAAGGUCAUUACCACAAAUCCGGAUCCCGAUGUCAAGAAGCAGAUCGUCCGCGAGUUGGGUUUCAACAAAGAAUGCGCUUCGGACCACAUCUGCCGCUACUUUGGUGCAUUUGUCGACCCUUCAACUGCCACAAUCUCCAUUGCCAUGGAGUUCUGUGAGGGCGGCUCACUAGACAGCAUUUACAAAGAGGUUAAGCGUCUCGGCGGACGAACAGGAGAAAAGGUUCUUGGCAAGAUUGCCGAAGGUGUCCUUGGCGGUCUGACGUACUUGCACACACGUCGCAUCAUCCACCGCGAUAUCAAGCCCUCAAAUAUCCUUUUGUGCCGCGACGGCUCUGUCAAGCUUUGCGACUUUGGUGUGUCUGGCGAUUUUGGCACCAAAGGUGAAGCCAACACCUUCAUCGGCACCAGCUACUACAUGGCACCAGAGCGUAUUACGGGGCAAUCAUACACCAUUACAUCGGACGUCUGGUCAACCGGUGUGACCUUGCUCGAAGUUGCUCAGCACCGUUUCCCAUUUCCGGCAGAUGGCACUGAGAUGCAGCCACGUGCUGGUCUGAUUGACUUGCUCACCUACAUCGUGCGACAGCCCGUGCCAAAGCUCAAAGAUGAGCCUGAGAUGGAUGUCUACUGGAGUGACAACUUCAAGUACUUCAUUGAGUGCUGCCUGGAAAAACAACCUAAUCGCCGUGCAAGCCCCUGGAAAAUGCUGGAGCACCCCUGGAUGGUUGAGAUGAAGCCAAAGAGGGUCAAUAUGGUCAAGUACUUGUCCUUUGUCUGGGGCUGGGACAAUGAAGCCCCAUCUCAUGCUGCCUAA
This is a messenger RNA of Beauveria bassiana ARSEF 2860, 1617 nucleotides long. RefSeq names its product MAP kinase kinase 1. The record is from RefSeq and is a predicted model, not a curated record. The transcript is spliced from 4 exons. The coding region runs from base 1 to 1617 and encodes 538 amino acids. NCBI's taxonomy places the organism in Eukaryota, Fungi, Ascomycota, Sordariomycetes, Hypocreales, Cordycipitaceae. Gene Ontology annotation, molecular function: ATP binding; protein kinase activity. Gene Ontology annotation, biological process: protein phosphorylation.